AUGCUUUGCAAAUUCAGACUGCGAUCCUUAAUGGCCUCUAUGGUACUCCUCCUUGUGGUGCUCACCACCUUGACUGAAGCUGCCUCCACAGAGAAAGGAAGUAAUAACAAAAGGAAAGAGAAAUAUUCACGCACAAGGAGGAACACAAAGUACAUGCUGGAAUUGGAAAACUUAACGUGGUCCUCACACAAUCCGCGGCACAACUGGGAAUUCAUCAAUGCUAGCUUCAAUAACCGCUCACUGUCUCCCUGGAUUUACAAGGAGGACACUGACGCCAACCGUUACCCUUCCACCAUCUUUAAAGCAGAAUGUGUGUACUCCCAGUGCCUGAGCAGCCGGGGGGUGCAGGAUCCGUCUCUCAACACCCACCUGGUCCACCAGGAGAUGAUCGUGCUGAAGAAGAGUAAGGGUCCUGAGCAUCGAAUCAUCUACCAUGCAGAGAAGAUGAUGGUCCCUGUGGCCUGUGUCUGUGUGCGCCCGGUGGUCACCACCAGCUAAAGGGACCUGAUUAACAUUGGGUAAAUCCAGAUGAAGCGGAGCUCAACCCAGUCAGUCUUUAUUAAUCUAAAGUAUCAGUUCAGAGUGAGGAAGGAAACCAUUGAAAUCGCAAACCGUCAGAAAGCCAGCUAUAUUGUUUUGAAGCACUAG
Molecule: messenger RNA, 648 nt
Organism: Rhincodon typus (whale shark)
Lineage: Eukaryota; Metazoa; Chordata; Chondrichthyes; Orectolobiformes; Rhincodontidae
Product: interleukin-17A-like
Exons: 3
Coding region: 1-498 (165 amino acids)
Biological process (GO): inflammatory response
Cellular component (GO): extracellular region
Molecular function (GO): cytokine activity
Source: RefSeq, a predicted model, not a curated record